AUGGCGGAGAUUGGGUGGGAAGGGGGUCUUACAAUCGCCACGCUGGUGAUCGGACUCAUUGUCAUGGCCGGCGACUGGGUUGGGCCUGACUUUGUCUUUGCAGGCAUGGUCGCAUUUCUGACUGCGGCACGAGUCAUCACUGUCAACCAGUCAACCGCCGGCUUUUCCAGCAGCGGGCUCCUGACGGUGGUGGUUCUCUACGUUGUUGCGGAGGGGAUUGGUCAGACUGGAGGCAUGGAGAAGGCGCUGAACAUCGUGCUCGGCCGCAGCCCCUCCAUCUUCUGGGCCCAGGUCCGGCUCUUCAUCCCCGUCAUGGUGGUGUCAGCGUUCCUUAACAACACCCCAAUCGUUGCGCUGCUCAUUCCGAUCGUGAUUGCCUGGUGCCGCCGCCAGGGGGUGUCUCCUAAGAAGCUGCUCAUUCCGCUCAGCUAUGCGGCUGUCUUUGGCGGAACGCUUACGCUCAUCGGAACGUCGACGAACCUUGUCAUUGCCGCGCUCCAGGAAAGACGCUACGCCAAGACCCGGCCCAAUGACGCGAACUUCAACUUCUUCGAGAUUACCCCGUUCGGCGUAGCGUACGCAAUCUUCGGCAUGUGCUACACUCUGAUGGCGUCGCCCUUUCUUCUCCCGGGGGAAGAUACCAAGCGCCACUCUGACCUGCUAUUCGUGGCCAAAAUCCGCCUCGACUCCCCGGUUGCGAACAAGACCGUCCUCGAGGCGGGGCUUCGAAGCUUGGAGCGCCUCUUCCUAGUUGCUGUCGAGCGUCAGGGACACGUAAGCCACGCCGUGGGUCCAGAUUUCUUCCUUGAGUCCGGCGACCUUUUGUACUUUAGCGGCCAGAUCAAACAAGCGAAGCACUACUCGGAGGAGUUCAGUCUGGAGUUGUUGACUAACGAGACCGAAGCGGGUUCCGGUGAGAAAGGUUUUGCUAUGGCGACCGAUCUGAAGUCAGCGGAAGAGGGGGCGGAGCAGCCGAGCCACGCGGCACAGCUUCUGCAGGCCACCGUGAAAGCAGGGUCCGACAUCGUCGGCAAGAGCAUCCGCGAGAUUGGGUUCCGCGGCCGCUUCCACGCGGCGGUGCUCUCCGUGAAACGCGGCCACGUGAAACAGCCGGGGAAGCUGGGUGACGUCAUCGUCCAAGGGGGCGACGUCUUGGUUCUGCUCACUGAGAAUAAGACGGUGGCAGACGACAAGGAGUUCAAGCGCAUAUUCAAGGAGGUCGAGCCACUGGACCUGACCCUCGAAAAGGAGUUCCUCUCUGGUAUGAGGGUGACGAGCAAGUUUUCCGGCAUCGGCAAGACGAUCACGGAAGCGGGCCUACGAGGAAUCGAGGGCCUUUACUUGGUCGGCAUCGACCGCGCAACCGGCGAGUCUCUGAGGGUGGUGCAACCAGACACAAUCAUCCAGGACGGAGACCUUCUGUGGUUCUCAGGAAGCAUCGAGAACGUGUACUUCGUGCUUAAGAUCACCGGUCUCGAGCAUCACCAAGCUUCUCAGAUUGGCCAGCUCAAGGUCGGGAUCCUGAACCGCCAACUCGUCCAGGUUUCCGUGGCAUAUGACAGCCCUAUCUCCGGGCAAACCGUUCGGCAGGCCGCGUUCCGGACCAAAUACGACGCCGUCGUUCUGGCAAUCCAUCGCCAGGGUCAGCGCCUUGCCGCCGACGUGCGAGACAUUCCGCUCCAGCCGGGCGACGUUCUUCUGCUGGACACCGGAACGAGCUUCCCCAAGCGCUUCAAGGAUGAUCGUGCGUUCUCGAUCAUCAAGGGCGUCUCGGACACGUCACCGCUUAAGUCGAACAAGAUGUGGAUCGCUAUCGGCUUGGCCACCGCUAUGAUCUCCACACAGAUUGCGAGCGGAGCCGCAGACGCCGUCCCGGAAUACAUCAACCUGUUUACACCGGAAUCAUCACGGCGGGGCUUAUGCUCUUAA
Messenger RNA from Klebsormidium nitens, 1929 nucleotides. The record is from the annotation of a GenBank genome assembly. NCBI's taxonomy places the organism in Eukaryota, Viridiplantae, Streptophyta, Klebsormidiophyceae, Klebsormidiales, Klebsormidiaceae.